AAAAGAGUUUUCAAAUGAGCAAGUUGUAUUUUUAUUCGAUUAGCCGUCGUAUUAUGUCAAAUAUAAGUUAAAAAUAUGUAAAAGUACAAAAUGUAGAUUAUGAUAUUAGGGAUGAAUUGAGAUAAAAUUACCUAUAAUUUAUUACUACGCAUAAUAAAUAAUUUGUUACGUUAAUUCUCAUAGAUACGUUAUAGCCAAUACCGAACCCCUAUUUAAGUCAAAAGUACUUCUAAGUAUUUUUUAGCGUAAAUCAAUUUUUAUGAAAAGCAACAAUUAAGAUUAAUGUAGUAAUCUAGUAAUCGUUAAAAAAGCCACUUUGUUAGUAUUGCUUAAUACUCUCUCUCUCUCUCUGUUCCCAAGGAGAUGAAAAGCUUCAAUCUCAAAACAUAGCAGCUCUCUCAAUAAACCAAACCCAAAUGCAAGCUGUGUAGAGAGAAACGGAGUGAGGAAGGAAGGAGAUGGGAGGGGUGACGUCAUCGGUGGCGGCGAAGUUUGCCUUCUUCCCGCCGAGUCCACCGUCUUACAAGGUGGUGACCGACGAGCUCACCGGACUGUUGCUUCUCAGCCCUUUCCCCCACCGCGAAAACGUAGAAAUCGUAAAGCUUCGGACCAGGAGAGGCACAGAGAUCGUGGGCAUGUACGUGAGGCAUCCGAUGGCUACCUCCACGCUCCUCUACUCCCAUGGCAACGCCGCCGAUCUGGGACAGAUGUAUGAGCUCUUCAUUGAGCUUAGCAUCCAUCUCAAGGUUAAUCUUAUGGGAUACGAUUACUCCGGGUAUGGACAAUCUACUGGAAAGCCGAGUGAGCAUAACACGUAUGCUGAUAUCGAAGCUGUUUAUAAGUGUCUUGAAGAAACCUUUGGCUCUAAGCAGGAAGGUGUCAUCCUCUACGGCCAAUCUGUAGGCAGCGGACCUACGUUAGAUCUUGCUUCCCGGUUGCCUCAACUUAGAGCCGUCGUCCUUCACAGCCCCAUUCUCUCCGGUUUAAGAGUUAUGUAUUCCGUCAAGAAAACCUACUGGUUCGACAUCUACAAGAAUAUCGACAAAAUCCCAUAUGUCGAUUGCCCGGUUCUCAUCAUUCAUGGAACUUCGGAUGAGGUAGUGGAUUGUUCUCAUGGGAAACAACUAUGGGAACUCUGCAAAGACAAGUACGAGCCGCUCUGGGUGAAAGGAGGGAACCACUGUGAUCUUGAACACUACCCUGAAUACAUUAGACACCUCAAGAAGUUCAUAGCAACAGUAGAGAGAUUACCAUGUCCGAGGAUGAGCAGCGACCAAUCAGAGAGAGUGAGAGAUGCGCCCCCGAGGAGAAGUAUGGACAGGAGAGUGAAGCCGAGGCAGAGCACAGAGCGUAGAGAGAAAGAGAAGCCACCAAAGAGUCAGUCGAAGAUGAGUAGCAGCAGCAGCAAGCUCAAGAUCUCGUUUGAUCAACUUGAUCGCUCGCGGAGGAGCGUUGACUGCCAUGAAAAGACUCGGAAGAGCGUUGACCAGAUUGAGAGGGGGAGGAAGAGUGUGGAUAGGUUGGAUAGAGUUCGCUCCGAGUAAAAACCACACACUCACACUCACACACGUAUAAUACGUAUGUAGAUGAAAAGAGUACAUAACUGUUUCUAUUUACCGAACAAAAUAACAUGUGGAUGUCGCUCCUCAUAUUAUUGAUUUGUAAUCUUUUAUGCAAUUUGGGAUCUCUCUCGCCAUCUCCUUUUGAAUCAACAACCUUUUGUGGUGGGCUUGAAUAUCCAUCCUCUGUUUUUAGAUGAGUUUUUAGUGUUUGUGGUAAGUAGGAAAGUUCCAAAACAAAGAUCACACAUCUCAUGUGGGCCUGAACUAAAUUCAUGGCCCAAUCGUUUGUUCUUAAUAGA
Molecule: messenger RNA, 1861 nt
Organism: Arabidopsis thaliana (thale cress)
Lineage: Eukaryota; Viridiplantae; Streptophyta; Magnoliopsida; Brassicales; Brassicaceae
Product: alpha/beta-Hydrolases superfamily protein
Exons: 5
Coding region: 459-1544 (361 amino acids)
Source: RefSeq, marked reviewed